This is a messenger RNA of Bemisia tabaci, 1946 nucleotides long. RefSeq names its product dehydrogenase/reductase SDR family member 11. Lineage: Eukaryota; Metazoa; Arthropoda; Insecta; Hemiptera; Aleyrodidae. The record is from RefSeq and is a predicted model, not a curated record.
CUCGCGACUCGAGGCAUCUCGGCAACUCCGUUUCAUCAGCUCCACCGUCCACCAGGCUGCCACAAUCGAUCCCGACCGAUCUUCUCGGAUAAUCGCCGCUGACACGACCCCGACUGCCACCCACGAGACCGCUCCGAAAAGUGCAACAGGUUCGAGAUGGAUAAAUGGCAAGGUCGAAAUGCGAUGAUCACCGGCGCAAAUUCUGGGAUCGGCGCAGCCGUCACUCGCAAACUCCUCAAGUUGGGGCUCAAUGUCAUCGGUGUUGACAAAAACACAGAUAUGCUGCAGGAGAUGAAAGAUGACAUAAAAUCAGCCGGAGAAUUGUAUCCACGCAGUGUAGAGCUGCAGAACGAAGAGGAGAUCAUGGAGGCAUUCAGAUGGACAGAAGAAACACUCGGCGGUGUUGACGUUAUGAUCAACUGUGCAGGUGUCGGAGGAAGGGCAAGUUUACUAGAUGGUACUGUCGACGAAUGGAAGAAACUGAUGGAUGUGAAUGUAAUCGCACUGAGCAUUUGUACCAAAGAAGCUAUCGAUUCCAUGAGGAAACGAAACGUAGAUGGACAUAUCAUUCACCUAAGCAGCUUCACAGCCCACCACGUCCCGAACUUUGCGCCUCUCCACUUUUAUUGUGCAACGAAGCACGCUGUCAGAGCUUUGACCGAAGGCCUUCGCCAGGAGCUGAAAGCCAUUAACAGCCCCAUCAAAGUGACCUGUUUGAGCCCCGGUUUGGUGAAGUCGGCGAUAUUCAAAUCAUCGUUGGGCUACGACUUCGACGAGUUCUUGUACAGUUCUCGACCUUGCAUACAACCGGAGGAUGUUGCGUCGACGAUAGAGUUCGUCUUGAGUACCCCGCCACAUGUUCAAAUUCAAGACAUAAUAGUCAAACCAUUGGGAUCAGAUGUCUGAAAUGAGCUCUUUGGAAACUUUCUUCUUGCAUGUGAUCAAUUUUCAUGCUGUUGAAGCUGCUGAGACUCGAGGUUGUGUGCGUUUAUGAUGAAUGACCAUCCGAUGUUAUUCCAUGACUUUAGUAUGAGAACGGAAAAAUAGGUAUUUGGAAAGAAACCGUGGUCUUUUUAAACGCAACCGUUCUUGCGUGGAGUCUAUUGUUUCGUCCAGCUCCGUAAGACUUUUGAUAAACGAUGAACCAGUGAAAAAUUCCCUCCGUGUCUCGUGGCGUGCUUUGCGACUAAUCGAUUGAUCCGCCAAUUAAACUUGUGGAAAAAGGUCGAUAAACAGAGUGUUCGAAACGAACAUCUUAGUAAUUGAUUCCUUGCCUUAGCUUCAAAUAUAGGAAUAUCGAAAAUCGAUUGUUUACGCCUCGCUACUGCAGUGUUUAUUUUCAUGGAAAGAAAAGAGGAGAGUGCAAAAUCGUGGCCCAAUCGGAGGAUCCAGGUUUCCCGAACUGACCCCCAUUACUUUUAGGAUUAUUUUUGGGAAAAUAUUCCAAUUUCUAUGUUUAGAACUUUACAUAAAAGGCGUUCAGUCCCUUACACUCUCCUCCCCAACUUGAAUGCCGGAAACCGAGAUAUUUAUUUCUGCCGUUUCAACAUCAAUACAAGCACCUGAAAGUGGCAGCAGUUUAGUUAUUUUAGUACUGCCUCUUUUAUUUAUUAUAUCCCUGUAAUGCUAAUUAGUUUUAACGAUCUCUUAAUGUUCACAAAUGUUUUUGUAUAUAGUUAUAGGAAAACUCAUAGCUUAUUGAAUUUGGUGAAAUUUAUCAUCACUACGUUUAAAAGCGCGUGAAAUGGUUUCUGGAGCAAUCCUGUGCCUGCAUUUUGCCUGAUCGUUCACGGAAAAAUGUUCUCUCUUUAUGAUGUAAGUUUAUUUUUUUAUUGAGCGAUUGUUCGCCUCAUUGAUAAGGCUUGUAAUUCUAAAUUUAUUGUUUUAUGUAUAUCUGUGUACAAAAUGUUAGUAAUUAUGUUCGAAAAUAUACUCCUAUGAUUAUA